ACGUUCUUAUUGACCAAUUCUAGCAAACUGGCCCUCAACUCUCUGCGUAUCUAGCCUAUCCCGUCUUCUACGUUUAGUGACCCACAGAGAUCUCCAUUUGUAAUUCUCGUACUCACUUGUGAUCAUGGUGGCUUCCGAACUUUUUUCAUCUCUUGCUGCCCCUGUUUUUGCUGCUAUGCUGUUCAUUUUUUUCUUGAAGAGAAGAUCGAAGGAGAUCGAGGGAGGGGAGGCAAAUAACAAUGCAGCUGCAAACGAUGGAACAGCAGGAGGCGAUUCUGGUACUCACACUUCAACAGAAGUACCUGAAAUGCCUCCUCCAUUAGGAUAUGACUAUGAAGUAUUCUUGAGCUUCAGAGGAUCAGAUACUCGAGCAGGUUUUACCGACCACCUUUACACUAGACUUAAAGAUGCAGGAAUCCGCACAUUUAAGGACGACGAAGAUCUCCGCAAAGGAGAAGAGUUUGCCCCUGAACUUCUCCAAGCAAUUAAGCAGUCGAAGAUCUUAAUCCCUAUCUUUUCGAAAGAUUAUGCCUCUAGUGUAUGGUGUCUCAAGGAGGUAGUCCAAAUGGUCGAGUGCAAGAAUAAUGGGGGACAAAAGAUCAUCCCUAUUUUUUAUGAUGUUGCGCCUGCAGAGGUUCGGCACCAAACUGGGGAUUAUGAAAAGGCCUUUCUUUCACAUGAAAGCAAGAAGCGAUAUGACCAAAAGACUAUCGGAGACUGGAGGGCUGCUCUCCGUGCAGUUGGGGAAAUAAACGGACACGACCUGCAAAGCAUGCCCAACAGGCGAGAAGGUAAGUUCGUGCAAACAUUCACGCAGAAGGUUUUCAAUGAGUUGAAAAAGGCUUCUCUGCCAGUAUCAGACUACUUGGUCAGUGACGAUAACCAAGUGGAUGAAAUCAUGAAAAUGAUAGGUGCUGGGACAAGUGAAACACAGAUUAUAGGAAUCCAUGGGAUGGGUGGCAUCGGAAAGACGACUAUUGCCAAAAUCAUCUUCAAUAAGUUUUCACGCGAUUUUGAGAAUUGUUGCUUUCUUAGUGAUAUUCGAGAAACGUCAAAAAAAAAUGGCAUUCAACACUUGCAGAAUCAGCUCAUCUCUAAAAUCCUCAAAACCGAAUGCAUGGAUAUAAAAGACGUUGAUGAAGGAAGUCAGACAAUUAAAGACAGGUUGUUGAAUAAACAAGUCCUCCUUCUUCUCGAUGAUGUGGAAGAACGGAAUCAUAUUAAAGCAUUUGUAGGCAAGCGUGAUUGGUUAGGCAGAGGGAGCAAAGUUAUUAUUACUACAAGAAACAAAGAUAUUCUUGAGAUUCCUGAAGUGAACUGCAAAUAUGAGCUUAGCUAUAUGGAUGACAAUCAAUCUCUUCGACUAUUUAGUAAACACGCCUUCAGAAGAGAUUCUCCUUUAGACGAGUAUAUCGACCAAUCCAAAAGGGCGAUAGGCAUUGCUGGAGGCCUUCCGCUUACUCUUGAGGUGAUAGGUUCAUUAUUAUGUGGCACUAAAAAGGAAAAGUGGAAUCUCAUUUUGAAGAAGUUGGAAAAUGUUCCUCAUGCGACAGUUCGGAGUAAGUUAAAAAUAAGCUAUGAUGCAUUAGAUGUUCAGCAACGGCAUAUAUUCCUUGAUAUAGCUUGUUUUUUCAUUGGAUAUGACAAAGACAUUUUGAUUCAUUUCUGGGAUGAAUCGAAAUAUCCGGAAGAAACCAUGGAAGUUUUGCAGAACAUGUCUUUGAUUAAGAUUAUAGAGGAUAAUGAAGUGUGGAUGCACGACCAACUCAGAGACCUUGGAAGAGAUAUUGUUCAUCAAAAAAGUGAGAUGAAAAUAGAGAAGCAAAAUAGGGUGUGGGAUCCUAAAGAAGGAUCAGAUUUGCUGAGGAUACGCAAGGGGAAAACAGAAGUUGAAGCUUUAUGUCUCAAGUUGGACAAUCAGUGGCAGUAUCGCUUUACCUAUGAGGGCUUUGAGAGUCUAUCAUAUUUAAGGUUCCUUGAAGUGGGCGGUUCGAUGGGAAAUUUCUGUGCAGAAGCAAGGCUUCUUUGGCACGAAUCUUCAUCAAAUGUUCCUCCAACUAAUGAGAAUUCAGAUCUCCUUCCACAAUUACGAUGGCUUUCGUGGCAUCGUAUUCCCCCAACAUUUAAGAUUGCAAAUUUCUCUAUGGAGAAUGUGGCUAUUCUUGAUCUAUCUUCCAGUGAAAUCACGGAUGAUUGGAAGGGGUGGAGGCACAUGGAGGUGAUGAAGAAUUUGAAAGUUCUGGAUUUGUCCUAUUGCCCACACUUAAAGAGAACCCCCAACUUCUCUGCUCAUUCAAAUUUAGAACGUUUGAUCCUAUCGACUUGUCAUUCAUUGACCGAAAUUGAUAGAUCGAUUUAUCGGUUGAAAUGCUUAGUUUCAUUUGAUGUAAGCAAUUGUGAGAAUCUUCAGAGGCUGCCAGAAGAGAUGGGUGGAGAUCUUGCAAGCCUUAAAUACCUAUCUCUGAGUGGUUGCAAAUCAUUGAAGAGGCUUCCAGAUACAAUCGGGAAUUUGGAAUCGCUAGUUGAGUUGGAUAUAUCCUACACACGGAUUAAAGAACUACCUGAUUCCAUCGGAAAAUUGAAAAAUUUGAAAGUAGUGGAGAUGCAGUAUAGUCGCAUAAGCAAAAUACCUGAUGCCUUUUGGACGAUUGAGAAGCUCGAAGAAAUACGUGCCUCCAGAACGUCUGAUCGCAAGGGUUACCAUGUGAAUAUUGGCAAUUGCAUCUCCAGAAAUCAAUCCCUGAGGAUCUUGAGAUUGGAUGGGGCGGAUAUAUACGCGCUACCACCGAGGCUUCCGGAAAGUCUCAUCGAUUUACGGCUGUGGGAGUUGUGCAUGGACACGUUUCCAGAUCUCUCGAACCUCACUAAUUUAAAGGAACUGGAUCUGAGAUUUAGCGGAUGUGAUUAUGAUGGGAAAUCAUAUGGGCCCGUGGAAGAUCCAAUACCACGGUGGAAGGGGAACUUGAGCAAGCUGGAGUCUUUGGCCCUGCGCUUUGAUUGUGAGACCGCCUCACCAACAGACCUAAGCCUCCGUACUCAACUCAAGUCACAUGACCUCGAGUGCGGGAUUACCCCCUUACCAACAGGCCUCCCUCCUCAACUCGAGUCACUUGUACUCUCGAGCCCUAAACUGCGUCACCUCCCGAGUCUUCCCCCAAGUUUAUCCUCCUUAUGUUUGGAUGAUUGCGACUCACUUUGCUCCAUGGAGGAUCUAUCGAAUUUGACGAAUCUAUCAUCUCUCCACAUUUCGGGCGCUGCAAUUGCAGAGAUUCGAGGCCUUGGUUGUCUGGAGAACCUACGAGAUAUGACGCUUCAGAGCCUUGGACAGGUGAAGAUACUACCUGAUCUAAGCAAUUUAAACAAACUGAGGAGUCUUUGGGUAUACCGUUGUUUUAAUCUGGUCGAGAUUCAAGGGGAACUACCACGGUUUUUGGAUAGGUUGGAUAUUUCUUCAUGCCCUUCUUUGCUGAAGUUGCCCAAUCUGUCAAGCUUGACGGGUAGACAACGGGUUGUAAUAGAAAAUUGCGCUAAAUUAAAUGAGGGGGCAAUUCUUGCAUAUGCUCGGAUGCAACCACGAGAUUUGCGGCUUUUAGGCCUUGACCAGCUGCAGAUCCUACCUGAUCUAAGUUAUUCAAACGAACUAAGAUGUCUUCAUGUAGCCAGCUAUCGUAAUCUGGCUGAGAUUCAAGGCGAACUACCACAAUCUUUGGAAAAAUUGGAGAUUGAUUCCUGGGAAUCUUUACGGAAGUUGCCUGAUCUGUCGAGCUUGAAGGGGUUGCGAGAGGUUUUCAUAAGAAGAUGCGGUAGUCUGGCUGAGAUUCAAGGUGAACUACCACAAUCUUUGGAAAAAUUGUAUAUUUAUUCCUGUAAAUCUUUACAGAAGUUGCCUGAUCUGUCGAGCUUGAAGGGGUUGCGAGAGGUUUGCAUAAUUCGCUGCGGUAGUCUUGCUGAGAUUCAAGGCGAACUACCACAAUCUUUGGAAAAAUUGGAGAUUUCUUUCUGUAAAUCUUUACAGGAGUUGCCUAAUCUGUCGAGCUUGAAGUGGUUGCGAAAGGUUUGCAUAAGUGGGUGUGAUCUUCUGGCUAAGAUUCAAGGCGAACUACCACAAUCUUUGGUAAUAUUGGAGAUUUCUUUCCGUAAAUCUUCACAGAAGUUACCUGAUCUGUCGAGCUUGAAGGGGUUGCGAAAGGUUUGCAUAAGUGGGUGUGAUCGUCUGGCUGAGAUUCAAGGCGAACUACCACAAUCUUUGGAAAUAUUGGAGAUUUCUUUCUGUGAAUCUUCACAGAAGUUGCUUGAUCUGUCGAGCUUGAAGGGGUUGCGAGAGGUUGAAAUAAAUCGGUGCAAGAAAUUAGAUGUGGAGGCAAUUUCUUCGCUUUGCUCGGAGAAGGGAGUCGAAUUUCUGGAAGAAGACAAUGCAUGGGACAGAGAAGACGACGAAUCUGAAUCUAAACAUGAUGGAGAAGACAACGAAUCUGAAUCUAAGGGAGAUGAUGCCGAAUCUGAAUCUGAAGAUGAGAGAGAAGACAACGAAUCUGAAUCUCGGGGAGAAGAUGAGGAGUAAGUGCACGUUGCUCUUGAAAGCUUCUCGAUCCACGACCACAAAUUGUUCCCUCAUGUUCAAACUUUAGACAACUUGAGGUAACCUAUUUCAUCUGACAAACAAUUGUUUUCCCUUUUCUGCAAUCAAAUUCUUUCACAUAUAUGAACAGCAAAGUUUCACAUGCACUUUUUUAAUUACCUUUUCACGAGUUGAUGACUGAAAAUCUGAUGAAGCUAUUGAAAUUGUGAUACAUCUGUACAACCAGAAGGUUCUUAAUUAUUUUCAAAUAUUCGUUCUAUUUUCCUUGUUUGGUUUGGCUUUUUUGGCUAUAUAUUAUUUGGAUGGUUUCUCCUUGCUUUUAUGUUUCCCAGCUGGAGGUAUUCAUAUCGAUUGCAUAGUUUUUAUUUGACAUGUAACAAAUUAUUAGAGAUCCUUGUCGAUUUGCUGCUUCAUAUAUUUCGAAGUUGAUAACCUCGCUUUGCUUUGGAGAUAACUUUGUUAUGCUGUAAACAAUUAGAUGGAAUGUGUGCUGGAAGGUCAUAUAACUAUGGUUCUCAUCCUGGAACUUUACGGCAUAAUCAACUCAUCGUUGCAACUGUGAAGAAGACAGACACUCUGUAUUGAUAUGCUUAUGUUCAGUUUAUUGUCCAGAAUAGGCGUGCUUCUUACUGAGAUUUGCAAAUGUUAGGGAGAAGUUAUAAAAUGGAGAAAGACGAAUUUCACUUGGGUAGCGGCAUCAAUAGUUCGCCCAGAAAAACUUCCAUCUGUGGCAGGAUAGAGGAGCUACUUAGCUUCUCCGAGGUAGCUGCGGCUAAUGGGGCAGUUGUACAAAUGAAGACCAAGUAAAGGAAAAUGAGGGUGACAUAUAAUGUCAACUAAAUUCCCUUUCACAAUCUUGGGGUGGUAUUCACCUGUUGAGUGAUAGAAACUUGAAUAUUAGUGACGGAAGUCAUUGCCUAUUGAUGAAAAUGUUAAAUCUGUUAAACUCGGUUUGAAGUUUUAGUUGAAUGUUUGGCCCUUUUUUCCAGAGAAAUCAUUAGAGCAGGGCAGAGGGAUUCAUUGUGCAAUUUGGGGCAUCGCACGUAAUGUUUUUGGGGUUAAAAGGGCUAUUUAAGCAAACCUAAUUGUUUAUUAAUCCGUUUUGUGGGGCCAUAAGAAUGAAUAUUGCUCUUCAUUUG
This is a messenger RNA of Syzygium oleosum, 5718 nucleotides long. RefSeq names its product disease resistance protein L6-like. The record is from RefSeq and is a predicted model, not a curated record. Gene Ontology annotation, biological process: signal transduction; defense response. The transcript has 6 exons. Bases 125 to 4561 code for a protein of 1478 amino acids. Gene Ontology annotation, molecular function: protein binding; ADP binding. Lineage: Eukaryota; Viridiplantae; Streptophyta; Magnoliopsida; Myrtales; Myrtaceae.